UUGAACUGAGAGAGAGAGAGAGAGAGAGAGAGAGAUGGUAGGAUCCCAGUGUUGUGAGAAUCCACCAGAUCUUAGUUUAAUAUCAGGAAGUAGUGGGUGCGUUGAAAAUAUUGGAGGUCUCGAAAGCUAUAUCUCUGGUUCUUUGGAUUCAAAGCUUGGAAUUCUUCUUGUUUCUGAUGUUUUUGGAUUUGAAGCACCUAACUUGAGGAAGCUGGCAGACAAAGUAGCAGCUGCUGGGUACUACGUUGUGGCUCCUAAUUUCUUCCAUGGGGAUCCUUUUACUCCUGAAAAAAAUCUCAUGUAUUGGUAUCAGUUUCAUCUAGCGGAAGAUGCAGCUGAAGAAGCUAGACCAGUAAUUGAAGCUCUAAGAAGCAAGGGGAUUAGUGCAAUUGGAGCGGCAGGGAUUUGCUGGGGUGCAAAGGUACUCGUGGAACUGUCGAAGUUAGAUGAUCUUAAAGCUAUAGUGAUGCUCCAUCCUUCACUAGUUAGUGUAGAUGAUAUCCAGGAAAUUAAGGUGCCUAUUUCGAUACUGGGAGCUGAAGUUGACCAAAUGUCUCCACCGGAACUUUUGAAAGAAUUUGAAGAAAUUUUAUCAAUUAAAGCUGAGGUCGAUAGCUUUGUAAAGAUAUUUAAUGGGGUGAGACACGGUUGGACUGUGAGAUACAACAUCAAAAAUGAAGAAGCUGUGAAGCGUGCAGAGGAAGCUCAUAAUGACAUGUUAGAGUGGUUCUUUAAAUAUGUGAGGAGUUCUUGUUGUUGCCGCAGAAGUGCUUUGUAGCUAGCUUUUUUUUGAAGCAACUUUGUAUUUUUUUUUUAAUUUUUAGCUAGCUAAUAUUUUGUAGGUCAGGGACAGGGUAUCAAUAAAAUGCAUGCGUCAAAAAAAAAUAAAAAAAAAA
This is a messenger RNA of Papaver somniferum (opium poppy), 896 nucleotides long. Its product is annotated as endo-1,3;1,4-beta-D-glucanase-like. Bases 35 to 778 code for a protein of 247 amino acids. The record is from RefSeq and is a predicted model, not a curated record. Gene Ontology annotation, molecular function: hydrolase activity. Lineage: Eukaryota; Viridiplantae; Streptophyta; Magnoliopsida; Ranunculales; Papaveraceae. The transcript has 7 exons.